GCGGCUCCUGGGGCAGCGCGACGCGGGAGGGCGGCCGAGGCCGGCGGCGCCGCGGCAUGAGGAAGCGGGCCGAGCCCGUGGCCCUGGAGCAUGAGCGCCGCGCCGCCUCGGGCUCGCCCUCCGGCCCGGCCGCCGCGGCGCUGGACGCCGCCUGCCGCCUGGGGCGCCACCUGCGGCUGCCGGGCGCGGGCCCUGCGGAGCCGCGCGGCGCGGACGCGGGCAUGAAGCGGGCGCUGGGCAGGCGAAAGGGUGUGUGGUUCCGGCUGAGGAAGAUCCUUCUCUUUGUUUUGGGCUUGUACAUUGCCAUUCCAUUUCUCAUCAAACUAUGUCCUGGGAUACAAGCCAAAUUGAUUUUCUUGAAUUUUGUGCGGGUUCCCUACUUCAUCGACUUGAAAAACCCACAGGAUCAGGGUCUGAAUCACACCUGUAAUUACUACCUCCAGCCAGAAGACGACGUGACCAUUGGCGUGUGGCAUACCGUUCCUGCCGCCUGGUGGAAGAACGCGCAGGGCAAGGGCCAGCUGUGGUACGAGGACGCCCUGGCCUCCAGCCACGCCAUCAUCCUCUACCUGCACGGCAACGCAGGGACCAGAGGAGGCGACCACCGGGUGGAGCUUUACAAGGUGCUGAGCUCCCUGGGCUUCCACGUGGUCACCUUUGACUACAGAGGCUGGGGUGACUCGGUGGGGACGCCAUCGGAGCCGGCCAUGACCUACGACGCGCUGCACGUGUUUGAUUGGAUCAAGGCCAGAAGCGGCGACAACCCGGUGUACAUCUGGGGCCACUCCUUAGGCACUGGAGUAGCGACGAAUCUGGUGCGGCGCCUGUGUGAGCGAGAGACCCCUCCUGAUGCCCUCAUAUUGGAGUCACCGUUCACCAAUAUCCGUGAAGAAGCCAAGAGCCAUCCGUUCUCAGUGAUCUAUCGCUACUUCCCUGGGUUUGACUGGUUUUUCCUUGACCCCAUUACGAGCAGUGGAAUCAAAUUUGCAAACGAUGAAAACGUGAAGCACAUCUCCUGCUCCUUGCUCAUCCUGCACGCCGAGGACGACCCCGUGGUGCCCUUCCAGCUGGGCAGAAAGCUCUACAACAUUGCUGCACCCUCUAGAAGCUUCCGGGACUUCAAGGUUCAGUUCAUUCCUUUUCACUCAGACCUUGGCUACAGGCACAAGUACAUCUACAAGAGCCCCGAACUCCCACGGAUACUGAGAGAAUUCCUGGGAAAGUCAGAGUCGGAGCGCCAGCACUGAGGCACGUGAGGAGCAUGAAGAUCUCUGCCCCUGCCCCGCGACCCCCCUGGGCCUGGGCAGCGGGGUACAGGUCCUGGACGGCACGGAGGCUGUCGGGAAGGGCGGACGCCCGGCAGGCACGUGUGGCUUCCGGGCACACCCAGCACUGAGAGCUGGUCGUAGAGCGGACUCUGGUAGCCUGGCCAGCCUCCCUCCACCCUCGCCCACUUCCCUUCCUCAGCCCCUCCCUUGCAAACUCCGUCGCUCCCGAGGGUGCUG
Molecule: messenger RNA, 1505 nt
Organism: Sorex fumeus (smoky shrew)
Lineage: Eukaryota; Metazoa; Chordata; Mammalia; Eulipotyphla; Soricidae
Gene: ABHD12
Product: abhydrolase domain containing 12, lysophospholipase
Exons: 13
Coding region: 57-1247 (396 amino acids)
Biological process (GO): phosphatidylserine catabolic process; monoacylglycerol catabolic process
Cellular component (GO): endoplasmic reticulum membrane
Molecular function (GO): phosphatidylcholine lysophospholipase A1 activity; monoacylglycerol lipase activity
Source: RefSeq, a predicted model, not a curated record